This is a messenger RNA of Hevea brasiliensis (rubber tree), 1983 nucleotides long. RefSeq names its product 3-oxoacyl-[acyl-carrier-protein] synthase I, chloroplastic. Lineage: Eukaryota; Viridiplantae; Streptophyta; Magnoliopsida; Malpighiales; Euphorbiaceae. Bases 281 to 1759 code for a protein of 492 amino acids. Gene Ontology annotation, biological process: fatty acid biosynthetic process. The transcript has 8 exons. Gene Ontology annotation, molecular function: 3-oxoacyl-[acyl-carrier-protein] synthase activity. The record is from RefSeq and is a predicted model, not a curated record.
CCAAGCCCAAAGAUUGAAGGUUGUUGGUUGUUCGGAGUAGUUAAACGGCUAAACCAAAUGAAGAACAGCAAACCCUAUUUGCAAUUAUCGCCAAGCAUUUGUUCACUACCUAAACCAACUGCUGGCGGAUUCUCCAACAAACCCAAAUUAAACCAGCAAACAAAACUCUCUUUGUCAAGUCCUUCUCUUCCUCUGAUAACCCAAAGUUGCAGACUUUUAAAUCUUUCACAUUUUCAGAAGGGGAGAGCAAGAAAGAGAUCAGCUGAGCUGACACACAGAUAUGGCAAGCAUUGCUGGUUCUUGUUCUUCCAGUGUUCUGUUUAGAAGCCGAGAUAUAGGUGGCAAUGGAGCUUCUCUGCCUCACUACAAUGGACUUAGACCACUGGAUAAUAUGCAAAUGACUUCCCUUAGAACUAAGUCAAGUGGGUUCAUUUCUACUUCAGCUCCAAAAUCCAGAAGAGUAAGAGCCAUGGCUUCUCCAAAUGUUUUAGCUCCCCAGCGAGAAAAAGAUCCCAAGAAACGAGUUGUCAUAACAGGAAUGGGGCUAGUCUCAGUUUUUGGUAGUGACGUUGAUACAUUCUAUAACAAACUACUUGAGGGAGAGAGUGGGAUUAGCCUAAUAGAUAGGUUUGAUGCUUCUACUUUCUCUGUCCGCUUGGCGGGUCAGAUUCGUGAUUUUUCUUCGAAAGGGUACAUUGAUGGGAAAAAUGAUCGCCGUCUUGAUGAUUGCUGGAGGUACUGUCUAGUUGCUGGUAAGAGGGCCCUUGAUGAUGCCAACCUUGGCUCUGGUGUGCUUGACAAAAUGGACAAAACAAGAAUUGGAGUGCUGGUAGGAACUGGGAUGGGAGGUUUAACAGCUUUUAGUAAUGGAGUUGAAGCUCUUAUCCAAAAGGGAUAUAAGAAGAUAACUCCAUUUUUCAUUCCUUACUCUAUAACCAAUAUGGGUUCAGCAUUGUUAGCUAUUGAUACUGGCUUAAUGGGACCUAAUUACUCCAUUUCAACUGCUUGCGCAACUGCAAAUUACUGCUUCUAUGCAGCUGCUAAUCACAUUAGAAGAGGCGAAGCAGACGUUAUGGUGGCUGGGGGCACUGAGGCUGCUAUCAUGCCUACUGGUGUCGGUGGUUUUAUAGCUUGCAGAGCAUUGUCUCAAAGAAACGAAGACCCCAAGAAAGCUUCAAGACCUUGGGACAAGGAUCGCGAUGGUUUUGUCAUGGGAGAAGGUGCUGGGGUACUGAUUAUGGAGAGCUUGGAUCAUGCAAUGAAAAGAGGAGCCAAUAUAAUUGCAGAAUAUUUAGGAGGCGCUGUAACUUGUGAUGCUCAUCACAUGACUGAUCCUCGGUCUGAUGGACUAGGAGUUUCAACUUGCAUAAUCAAGAGCUUAGAGGAUGCCAAAGUUUCCCCUGAGGAGGUGAACUAUGUUAAUGCUCAUGCAACCUCAACACUUGCAGGGGAUUUGGCUGAAGUUAAUGCCAUCAAGAAAGUCUUUAAGGACACAUCAGAGAUAAAGAUGAAUGGCACUAAGUCAAUGAUUGGACAUGGGCUCGGUGCUGCGGGUGGACUAGAAGCCAUAGCAACCAUAAAAGCAAUCACCACAGGAUGGCUGCAUCCAACUAUCAAUCAAGAUAACUUAGAACCUGAUGUCACAAUUGACACUGUUCCCAACAUGAAGAAGCAGCAUGAAGUCAAUGUUGCUAUCUCAAAUUCAUUUGGCUUUGGUGGGCACAAUUCAGUGGUGGUUUUUGCUCCAUUCGCACCUUAAUAAAAAUUCAAGCCAAACAGUAAUUCUUCUUUCAUCUUUCCAUUGAUUUUUGGUUUCAAACUUGGGUCAAGUUUCAUAGGGAUAGAUUUGAUAUCAGAAGCAUUCAUGAUUUUUGCUGUGAUGAGUACCAAAGAUUGUGCGGCCCAUUCGAUAUCUUGUAACUCGUGUAAUAAAAUUGGAUUUGGUGUUUCUUAAUAAGCGAAUAAAAGCAUUCAUGUUGUCUC